CUCCUCCCCACGCCCGCGGAUUUUUUUUUUCCCCCACUCACCCCCACCCCGCACACACGCCCCACGCCUGGGGAGGGUGGGGGAGACGGUAGCGGCGACGGCGGCGCCCGCCCGGCCCGUAACGAAGACGUCGGCUCAGCAUGGAUCGGAGGAGAUAGUAGGCGAAGGCAGUAGAACCUGGGUUAGGAUGGCUUUCUUGGAUAACCCGGCUAUUAUCCUGGCUCACAUCCGACAGUCGCAUGUGACCAGCGAUGACACGGGGAUGUGUGAAAUGGUCCUCAUCGACCACGACGUCGACCUGGAGAGGUUCCAUCCGGCUUCGGCCAACGGGGAAGGCAGCUCGGAAGGACCAAGCAGCAACGGCGAACCUCAGGGUUAUGUGUAUUCUCAGUCCGUGGACAUUACCUCAAGCUGGGACUUCGGCAUUCGAAGGCGUUCAAAUACAGCUCAGAGACUCGAACGGCUAAGGAAAGAGAGGCAGAAUCAGAUCAAAUGCAAAAACGUUCAGUGGAAAGAAAGAAAUGCCACCUGUUCGGCCGAAGAACUGAGCCGCCUCUUUGAGAAGAAGAACUUCAAGGUGAAGCCGGUCCAUACUCCCGUGAAGCCAUCAAUCCUCUCAGUCCGACUGGAACAGUGUCCUCUGCAGCUGAACAACCCCUUCAACGAAUACUCCAAGUUUGAUGGCAAGGGCCACAUUGGCACAACCCCAACAAAAAUCAUUGAUGUCUACCUCCCACUCCACGCCAAUCAGGAGAAGUUGCAGCCCAUGACUGUGGUGACGAUUGCCAACGCUAAGGUGCAGGAUUUGAUCGGGCUCAUCUGCUGGCAAUACACGAGCGAAGGACGGGAACCCAAGUUGAACGACAACGUCUGUGCUUACUGCCUUCAUAUUGCCGAAGACGACGGGGAAGUUGACACGGAUUUCCCACCCUUGGAUUGCAACGAACCCAUUCACAAGUUCGGCUUCAGUACUCUGGCCUUGGUCGAGAAGUAUUCAUCUCCGGGCUUGGUGGCCAAGCAGUCCCUUUUUGUCCGAAUAAACGCCGCGCAUGGAUUCUCCCUGAUCCAGGUGGAGAGCCUGAAGGUUACCAUGAAGGACAUUUUGCAAAAGGCUCUGAAGCGAAGGAAAGGGUCGCAGCGAGGCUCAGGACCUCAAUACCGCCUGGAGAAACAGAGUGAGCCCAACAUUCCCAUCGACUUAGAUUGUACCUUGGAGAGCCAAAGCACUCUGGAAUUUUGCCUCGUCCGUGAGAAUAGCGGAGGCUCCAGAGGGGAGGAGAUCUCCGAGGAAGAUCCCCAGAUCGACAUCGCGACCGUCCAGGACAUGCUGAGCAGCCAUCACUACAAGUCUUUCAAAGUCAGCAUGAUCCACAGACUCCGUUUCACCACGGACGUUCAAUUAGGUAUUUCCGGUGACAAGGUGGAGAUCGAUCCUGUGACCAAUCAGAAAGCCAGCACCAAGUUCUGGAUUAAGCAGAAGCCGAUCUCCAUCGACUCGGAGCUCCUGUGCACUUGCGACCUGGCUGAAGAGAAGAGCCCAAGUCAUGCAAUAUUUAAGCUCACCUAUCUCAGCAACCACGAUUACAAGCAUCUCUACUUCGAGUCCGACGCUGCCACCGUCAACGAGAUCGUACUGAAGAUGAACUACAUCCUAGUCCCGGGCCAGCACAGCCAGAGCGGAUUACCUGACCCAGAAGCAAAGGAAACUGAGUCGCAGAACCAGUUUCAGCUUCCAAAAGGAGAAGAAAACGGGACAGCAAUAAAAGGCCGGGCUGGCCUGGAGCCGAACUGAAGAGACCCUGUCCGCUCUGAGGGCUGAGCAGGGGAUGCCCUCAGUUGCCUGGGACUUGAAGAGAAGGUUUCCGGCGUUGCGGUGGCUGCCCAUCGUCGCAAACCGCAACGGUUGAAUGUCCCUUUUAGAGAUCAGCAUGAGAAGGCCAACGUUGCUGGCCACGCGUGUCGUCCUCGGAUGGAAACCAAGAGCCAUAUCAGCCCGAAGGAGAACGGGCCACUUUCCGACGCCUCCAGGAAGGGGCCCCGUCUAAGCUUGACGUCACAAUUGAAUUUUUCCUUUGUUUUUUUUUUUUCUUCUCUUUUUGAGUUGGUUUUUUUUUUUUUUUUCCUUCCUUCCUAGAACUCUUUUUCUCCUCUAGAGUCGGUGGGAAAACUGCCACAGGUUGGCUAGGCACUGUCGACAAACAGCCCAGACGGAGAGCUGAAAACCCCCACCCCCCACCCCUCGAAGGGGGAAGACCUCGAUCUGUAUCUGGGGGGGGCGGAGGGGGGCCUCCCCGCCUUCUCCGACACAAACGCCCACCCACCCCUUACCCCCCCAGGGUGAUCGCUGGUGGUGAAGCGAUCCAAUUUCUUUUAGGGGAAGGAGGGGGAAAGGGGGGGGAAUCCCCUCCAGCACCAAGCCAACUUGUAGUACAAAUGUACCCCCCCCCCUUUUUACUACUAAUAAAUUCCUUAUACUCUUUCUCAA
This is a messenger RNA of Pantherophis guttatus, 2485 nucleotides long. NCBI's taxonomy places the organism in Eukaryota, Metazoa, Chordata, Lepidosauria, Squamata, Colubridae. The record is from RefSeq and is a predicted model, not a curated record.